GCCCCUGCACGCCCCCCAGUAGGGACCUGGCCCCCAACCCAGGCAUGUACCCUGACUGGGAAUCAAACCUGCGACCCCUGGGUUCCCAGGCCAGCGCUCAAUCCACUGAGCCACACCAGCCAGGGCGGAUUCAGCAAACCUUUAACAGUCCCUUCCACCUAACCCUUUGGUGUUCUCCCCAGGCCUUGUUGUGUUGUCUCUUCACCAUCUUGCUGUCCCUGAACACAGAGCCCUUUUAGUUUUAGGAAGCAGAUUGAGGAUUAAAAACAGCAGAUAUGGGGAAAUAACAAUGCUUAUAAAAUUGUUAUACUAACAGUCUUCUAAUCUGUAGUUUCUGGAAAAUCUUGAUAAUCUGCCCUUGGAUUUUAUUUUUAGGGGUAAGAAUCGCCAAACCUCUUCCUUCUCUUUGACUCUACCUUUGGAUACCAUCAAGGCCAGAGAGUGGAAUCCGGAUAAUAUAAGUGUUAUUUUGUGACAGCAAGUACAUCGCCUCAACACAGCGACCUGACGGGACCUGGCGCAAGCAGCGGAGGGUGAAAGAAGGCUAUGUGCCCCAGGAAGAGAUAUGAGAACAAGUAUGUGAAAUUUUUCAAGAGUAAACCAGAAUUGCCCCCAGGGUUGAGCCCUGAGGCCACUGCUCCUAUCACCCCAAGGCCUGAAGGUGGUGAACCAGGCCUCUCCAAAGCAGCUAAACGCAACCUGAAGAGGAAGGAGAAGAGGCGGCAGCAGCAAGAGAAAGGGGAGGCAGAGGCCUUGAGCAGGACUCUGGAUAAAUUGUCUCUGGGAGAGACAGCUCAACUCCCUAGUGCUUCACAGGGCUCCCGUGCGGUCCCUACAGCUGCCUCUGACCAGCCUGACUCAGCUGCCACCACUGAGAAGGCCAAGAAGAUAAAGAACCUAAAGAAGAAGCUUCGGCAGGUGGAAGAGUUGCAGCAACGGAUCCAGGCUGGGGAAAUCAGCCAGCCCAGCAAAGAGCAGCUGGAGAAGCUAGCAAGGAGGAGGGCAUUGGAAGAGGAGCUAGAAGACUUGGAGCUAGGCCUGUGAUGCUUUUGGGGAAUAGGGAAUGGACUGCAGAACAAACCAUGGGGCUCUCUGGGUCCUGGGGAAUACGGGCAGCAGUCAGGAGGGGUAUCUCCCCAUACUGGCUUACCUCCACCUCUUAUGGCCCACUUCUGUCCACCAGAGCCUAGCCUCCCUCAUUCCUUCCGUUUUCUUCCAAACUCCUAUUUUUUGGACUUUUCCCCCUCCUAUUCCCAGUGUUCAAAAAUCUCAGUGUUCCUUUGCUGCUGAUUUGGGUGUCUUGUUCAAAAGAAAAUUGGGUGGGUGGGAAUCUCGAAGAACUGAGGUUGAGGGUAAGGGGAGUACACUCAAGUCUUGGUUCCGUUUCACAGUGUUUAUGAGUUAUUUCCCCUCCAUCCCUGACCUCUUUUUUUUUUUUUUUUUUUAAGAA
This is a messenger RNA of Artibeus jamaicensis (Jamaican fruit-eating bat), 1450 nucleotides long. It is a transcript of the gene PYM1, whose product is annotated as PYM homolog 1, exon junction complex associated factor. The record is from RefSeq and is a predicted model, not a curated record. Gene Ontology annotation, cellular component: cytoplasm; exon-exon junction complex. Bases 547 to 1044 code for a protein of 165 amino acids. NCBI's taxonomy places the organism in Eukaryota, Metazoa, Chordata, Mammalia, Chiroptera, Phyllostomidae. The transcript has 3 exons. Gene Ontology annotation, molecular function: RNA binding. Gene Ontology annotation, biological process: exon-exon junction complex disassembly.